GCCACCUGUCAGUGUCCAUCAGUGCCAGCUGUCAGUGCUCCUAUCAGUGCCAGUCAGUGUCACCUAUCAGUGCCAGUCAGUGCUACCUAUCAGUGCUGCCAAUCAGUGCCGCCUAUCAGUGCGCAUCAGUGCUGCCUAUCAGUGCUGCCUAACAGCACCAGUCAGUGCCAAUCACUGCCACCUAUCAGUGCCAUAUAUGAGUGCUGCCUUUCAGUGCCCAUCAGUGAUGCCUGUCAAUGCCCAUCAGUGCCACCUACCAGUGACUCCCCAUCAGUGCCACCUAUCAGUGUCCAUCUGUGCAGCCUAUCAGUGCCUAUUACUGCAGCCUCAAUA
Molecule: messenger RNA, 333 nt
Organism: Staurois parvus
Lineage: Eukaryota; Metazoa; Chordata; Amphibia; Anura; Ranidae
Source: the annotation of a GenBank genome assembly